AUGUCUUCCGUCCUUCCGAACACUGCAUCACCCGCCCUCAUCACCACUCCACUUCACUCCCCGUCUAAGGCUCGCCGAACCUGUUUCAACCUUGAGAUCCAGACAACUCCAGGCAUGCGGACGUGCCGAUCUGAAAUCCCCACCACCGUACGACCAUCUCAUGUUCGCGUGCUCGUGCUCUGUCUCAUGUUAGCCGGCGAGUCCGCCACUGACGUCUUGACGCACCCCAUGAAACCGUUCUCCGUGAUCACCAUCCUCCGUUCCUUCAUUCCGCUCCAUCCAUUCUUUCGAUCUCUUGUCACUUCAUCGUCGACAACAAACGUUCCCGCCAGCGGGGCGCUUGCCCAUACGUCAUCGGCAAACGCCCACCAUGCGAUGUCUUCACAAAACGUUAACAUAUCGUAUUGGCCGUCCCGUUCGGGUGACGACUCAUCGCAAGAACUUCUGAAGGAAGACACACAGGUGGGGGCGCCUAUCCACUAUCCGCAUGUCGAUCAUCAUCACCAUGAUGUCACGUCGGGUCGGCGCACGGACCCCAUCGAUUUCAUCGCACUCGGCGCCGUUGCAAACAGACGAUCAAAGGAAUGUCAUCGCCGCUGCCUUUCCUCUUCCAUCUCGACAAGCGCAACACUCCAUGGGGUUCCUCUUUACUCAUUCCUUCCUCGCGCUUGUCGAGCUGCUUUGGAAUCGACGGAAUCGCUCCUCCCACUUCUCUGGAACCGAGGUCACAGCCUCGCCUCUUUCUGGCACGGACUCCGGUCGCGAAACACCGCGCUCAACAAACUCAAAUGA
Molecule: messenger RNA, 792 nt
Organism: Trichosporon asahii var. asahii CBS 2479
Lineage: Eukaryota; Fungi; Basidiomycota; Tremellomycetes; Trichosporonales; Trichosporonaceae
Exons: 1
Coding region: 1-792 (263 amino acids)
Source: RefSeq, a predicted model, not a curated record